UGAACUUGUGGACUGAAGUGGAAACAAGUGAGUGUAAAAUGGCAAGCUGGAUAUUCGUGGCGAUCGCAUGCUGCUUGGUCAGUGGACUGCAAGCGCAAACCAACUACUGCACCACAACUUACUGCCCUACCGGUGUACCGAACGUUGGUUGUAAUCCACCUGGACUUCUUGGUGGUCCUAAUUGCGCUAACAAGAGUGCCGUGGUUAUAGUACUAAACCCGACCCUUCAAUCGUUGAUUCUAACCGAACACAACACUCGUCGAUCGCAGCUUGCUCUGGGUCAGCUAAAUUCGUUCCUGCCAGCGACUCGCAUGCCCACAAUCUCCUGGGAUACGGAGUUGGCAAACCAGGCUGGUAAUAAUGCACGUAGCUGCGUCUAUGGGCAUGAUCGUUGUCGUAAAACUGCUGUAUAUGCAUGGGCCGGCCAAAAUAUCGCCAUGUCACAGUUUUACGGGAUGACCAAAACAAUUGAGCAGCUGCUCAAGGAAGGCAUCAAUGCUUGGUGGAGUGAGUACAAUGUUACCACACAAGCUCAGCUGAACAGCUAUCCAAAUGGAUACACUGGUCCGGCCAUUGGACACUUCACGCAGAUGGCGAGCGAUCAAACUGCCAAGCUAGGGUGCGCUAUGCAGAACUGGUUGGAAGGUCAGUGGAAAACGUACUAUCUUGUGUGUAACUAUGCCGUCACAAACGUCAUCGGUCGUGCUACGUACAAGAACGGCACGGUUGCUUCUGGAUGUACUACCGGACGCAAUCCGAUUGCAACUCUUAAUGGACUGUGUUCGACAGCAGAAACGAUCAAUCCUGUACCGAACUAAUGUAAUAUAAUGUAAUAAAG
Anopheles maculipalpis is the source of this 838-nucleotide messenger RNA. Its product is annotated as antigen 5 like allergen Cul n 1-like. The transcript has 3 exons. The record is from RefSeq and is a predicted model, not a curated record. NCBI's taxonomy places the organism in Eukaryota, Metazoa, Arthropoda, Insecta, Diptera, Culicidae. The coding region runs from base 39 to 818 and encodes 259 amino acids.